Molecule: messenger RNA, 285 nt
Organism: Talaromyces rugulosus
Lineage: Eukaryota; Fungi; Ascomycota; Eurotiomycetes; Eurotiales; Trichocomaceae
Exons: 4
Coding region: 1-285 (94 amino acids)
Biological process (GO): mitochondrial electron transport, ubiquinol to cytochrome c
Source: RefSeq, a predicted model, not a curated record
AUGGGUGGCGGAAUCGAUUUCAAGCACGGAGGCUGGGCUGGUACCUGGGGUGAUGGCAACUACUUCCCCCAGAAGGGCAUCGCAUCCUACACUCUCUCGCCCAACCGCCAGCGCCUUUUCCCUCACUUCUGGCACACUGCUGUCUUCAACACUUUCCGCCGCUUCCGCCACCAGGUUCUCUACGUUGCUCCUCCGUUCCUGAUCGCUUAUUCUCUGAUGGACUGGGCUACUGAGCGUAACGAGUACCUGAACUCCAAGCCCGGUCGCGCCGAGGCUUCCGAAUAA